Molecule: messenger RNA, 312 nt
Organism: Tetrahymena thermophila SB210
Lineage: Eukaryota; Ciliophora; Oligohymenophorea; Hymenostomatida; Tetrahymenidae
Exons: 3
Source: RefSeq, a predicted model, not a curated record
AUGAUUAGUGAUGCUUUGUAAAUGAUCUUAUAGAACUCCCAAUAGUACAUUUUAUCUCUAAAUCCUGCAAAUAUGUACACGCUAACAAAUAAAAUAAUAGGUAUGAUCAUUCCAUAGAUGAUCAACAGAGGCUGCAAUAAAGACCACAGCAAUUAAUAAAACCACAAAGGUCGUAAACUUGGAUUCUUUGCAAAUACGCAGUCUAUAGAUUUACUGAUAGCUCCUAAUGGAUUACCUGAUAUUUAAAUAGGCACUGAAAUAGCCAUUAAAUUAUUAAAUAAGCUAUAAACCAAAGCAAGAAUUUGCAAAUGA